Molecule: messenger RNA, 3783 nt
Organism: Drosophila bipectinata
Lineage: Eukaryota; Metazoa; Arthropoda; Insecta; Diptera; Drosophilidae
Product: Krueppel homolog 1
Source: RefSeq, a predicted model, not a curated record
UACACUUAUCAUCGAUAUGAAUAUGUAAAUUGAAUAUAUUGGAAUAUAUUUUAAUCUUAAGACUGCAGCUAUAAACCACAAAGGACUGAUAAUACCGAGAACUGAUAUAUGUUCCGAUAAAGUCUGAUUUUGCAAACCAAACGUAAUCAAUUCUAUAUACAAAAUACAAUUUUUUGAAAGAUCUCUGAAAACUUGCCAUGUAACUAGGAAGUAUAAAUCAAAAUCAAAAUGACUGAAAAUAAGAAAGAUACCACUACUUGGAGUACUAAGAAAAUUUGGAUUAACGAUGUUGGCAACAAGUCGGAUAAUGACUUGGUGGAUAUAUCCAAGACCAAAACAAAGGUCGUUACUAAAAAAUCGGCCAAAGAUUCAACCGCAUCCAAAAUGGUUUACUAUCCUGCUAACCAGCUCCUCAUAAAAACGGAGCAACCCAGUCAGGCUCAAUUUUGCCUGCAGGUGCCACCCACUCUGACCGCGACGACAUCGACUUCGGGUCCCGGCCUCAGAAUAUCGUCCUCCGGCGGUCAGGAGCAUUAUGAACUGCUGCAGACACCGCAGCAGCGACAGUUGCAACUCCAGCAGCAACACCUCCAGGAGCAACAACAGUUCGACAACUAUCAGCGAGCCAUCCAGCAGCAGCAGCAGCAACAGCAUCAGAUAGUUUCCACGUCGACGACACCAGUCAACCGGAUUAAGACUGAGGUGACCGGAAAUUUUGCCCCAGCCGUUGCACAUCCCCAGGCGCAGACGCAGCCGCAGCCGCGAAAGACCAACACCAACAAGCCCCAGUUCAAGUGCGAACAGUGUGGCAUGACCUUUGGCAGCAAGUCGGCGCACACCUCCCACACCAAGUCGCAUGCCAAGAACGCCGAGCUGGCGCUGGGCGCUGGGAUGGGGGAGGCAGGCAGUGCUGCCGUCACGUUACCCCCGGCCAUCGAGCUGAACGAGGCGGGUUUGCCGGUGGGCAUUCCCAAGAGUCCGACCAUCAAGCCGCUGGCGAAUGUGGCAGCCGGAGCCGAUCCCUAUCAGUGCAAUGUAUGCCAGAAGACGUUUGCCGUUCCUGCAAGGCUGAUCCGUCACUAUCGCACCCACACCGGCGAGCGGCCAUUUGAGUGUGAAUUCUGCCACAAACUAUUCAGCGUCAAGGAGAACCUGCAGGUCCACCGACGCAUUCACACCAAGGAGCGUCCGUACAAGUGCGAGGUCUGUGGACGUGCCUUCGAGCACUCCGGAAAACUCCACCGCCAUAUGCGCAUCCACACCGGCGAACGACCACACAAGUGCUCCGUCUGCGAGAAGACUUUCAUCCAGUCGGGCCAACUGGUCAUCCACAUGCGCACACACACCGGCGAGAAGCCCUACAAGUGCCCGGAGCCGGGCUGCGGCAAGGGAUUCACCUGCUCCAAACAGCUGAAGGUGCACUCGCGCACCCACACGGGCGAGAAGCCCUACCACUGCGACAUCUGCUUCCGUGACUUUGGCUACAACCAUGUGCUGAAGCUGCACCGUGUCCAGCACUACGGCUCCAAGUGCUACAAGUGCACCAUCUGCGAUGAGACUUUCAAGAACAAGAAGGAAAUGGAGGCUCACAUCAAGGGGCAUGCCAACGAGAUUCCCGACGACGAAGCAGAGGCGGCAGCAGCAGCAGCAGGCUCCUCGUCCUCGGUCGUAUCGCCAUCCUCGCACGGCGUCAGUAGUGGAGUAUCGGAGAGCAGCAGCAACUCGCCGCCCAGCUCCCCGGCGGCCACCAAGAAGCCUCGUCAGCCACGCCAGCCCCGUGGAACCAAAGCGACGGCAGCGUCUUCUGUCGCCUCGGCCUCACCAUUCUCUCCCAGUUCCCCCAGCUCUACGUACUCGCCCUCGACCAGCAGCCUGGCCUCUCCUCCGCCCACGACGGCCCACUACCUGCCCGCCCCUGUAGAGCAGGAUGCCCUGAGCCGGGACAGCGGAGUGUCCAGCGCCCAGCUAGCACACAGCAAUUAUGCGGACGAGGAGCUGCCCACGGACCUGAGCAUACAGCAGGUGGCGGGUCAGGUGCCCACCCCAGCUGUCAGCUACUACCAGGCCCCGCCCAGUCUAGUGGAGUUGCAGCCCCAGGCAGCCGGACUCACCAUCAAUCCGGCCCUGCUUGAGGCGGCCAGCAUGGCACGCCGUCAUCACGACAACGACGAUCAGGAUCGGGAGCGCGACCAGGACGAGGACGUGCAUGCCGCCGCCUGGCAAAUGAUUCAACUGCGUCGUGGUCAUGCAGCCACACCCCCUCCAGAGCAGCAAAUACAAUACCAGCCUGUCCCUCAGCAGCAGCAGCAGCAGCCACAGCUGCACGUCAGCGAUCUGGCGGCCAACUAUGAUGACACCCACGAAGCAACAGUUCUCAUCGAGCACUUCAAACGUGGCGACCUGGCCCGCCAUGGUCUCCACAAGGGUUAUGCGCCCGUGCCCAAGUACGAAUCUGCCUUGCCCAAUCCGGAUAUCGUGCGCCGAGUGGAGGCAGCCAUCGGACUGAGGUCCAGCACAGAGUCCCCUGAGCGAAGCUCGUCGCCGGAAAGCGACUCCCUGCUGAUGGCCGACCGGAAUGUGAUGACCCUCCCGCUGCGCAAACGCAAACACUACAUGAACAAGGGCGAGGGCAGCCAGGUGGAGCUGGAGAAACCCCAGGGAGCUGGCGGAGAGGUUAACUCCGCUAGCGGCGUUGAUGCAUCGAUGGAUACCUUGGAUAGUUCCGGGUCGAAGGUGAUGCGGAUGAGCUCUGUCAUCCAGUUCGCCAAGGCCUCGUAGGGGCUGGGCCCAGACUGGAGCCCCAUCCCUACUCCUCCAAUCAGCAUAAAGACUGUCCAAACAAAUUCUAACUGAAAUUAGACUAAGCCCUUUUCUUUUUGAGAUGAUAAGGAACGUAUGGGAGUGAAAGGAUUUUUUUUCGAGCAUCGAAGAGGAAAAUGCCAAAAGUAUUAUAAAGCGGAAAAAAAAUUGUUUUAAAUUUACAUUUUUUAGAUGGAGAAACUCAAGUUCGAAUGAAGGGAUUUUUGUUAAAUAUUUUGUUUGGAAAAAAUCACUGUUUUUCAACGUUAUACGAUUUGGACUUUAAUUUGGCAAAUAUUGUUUCUGUUUUCCUGUGUUGUAACUUAGUCAAAUUGCAGAAACUGGCAUUAUGAUGGGUAUUAAGCGUUGGCAUCACUAAUUAUUAAUUAAUAAACAGAAUAACUACAAAAUGAAGAGACAUUCAAGCAUGAAGCGUACACAAUAAGCAUGCGUGCAUUAUUUUACAAAAAAAAAAAAAAUAAAAUAAAAGAAAACAAAAAACAUAAUAUAUCUACGGAAAAUGAAAGCCAUAUUGGCAUUUAACAUAUUACCUAUAAAACUUAUUUAUUAUUGAAAUAAACUCUGCUCGCCAAACUUCUUCCUCCCCUCCAAAAUUAGUAUAAAACAUCAUCAUCGACAUCAUUUAUCCACCAUUUGAUAAGCAUUUUAUAUUUUAUAUACAAGAACAUAAAAAAAACACACGAAACAAUUCAAAAAUUGUCAAAAACAACCGACAUUGAAAGCAUUAACACAAAAAAAGAUUUAAAAUUAAAACACACAGAAAUGGUAAUUGAACUGAUAAGCAAGAUGCAAGCAAAAAUAAGUAGAUUUAAAUAUUUACCAACCAGAAAAUAACAAAUUAUGAUUAAGUGCUUCAAAAACAUAAGUUAAUUUUUAGGUCUAAUUUGUAGUAUCAAAUAUUGGAAGAAAAAAAGUAAAUGAAAUCAUAAUUCAAAUAAAACAAGCAUUAUAAUAAAAAUGUAA